CGGAACUGUCUACGGCGGGAUCACCAACAACGGAACAAAUAAUUAUAUUGCAUCAGACAAACAUGAAGAAGAACCGUCUCACGCCCACUCUGCAAAAUUACGACAUCCGGGACAAAUUCAGGAAUUGUCAAUGUAG
Molecule: messenger RNA, 136 nt
Organism: Racocetra fulgida
Lineage: Eukaryota; Fungi; Glomeromycota; Glomeromycetes; Diversisporales; Gigasporaceae
Source: the annotation of a GenBank genome assembly